GAGGCUAAGGCUUCCAAUGAAAAACAUAAGAGAACAGUUCAGCAAAAAGAUUUCAAGGAAGAGCAUGAGCUAAUUUAUGGUGCAUUUUUACGUGCGUUGAAAUCUGACACAUUAGAUCCAAUAGGAAAAGAAGUUGCUACUUUUUUAUGCGGUAAUUCUGAUAAUAUACUUAAGGGUGUUGAUCUAGAAAAGGUAGAACCACUAAGUGAAGAAAAUUUUUGUCAAUUUUUACUUGCUGUAUUUAAAGGAAUAAAGGUAGGAAACUUGGCAAGUAAAGAAAACUUAACAAAUAAAAAAAUACAAAAAUUAGUGAAUGAGUGCAUUAGUGAUGCACGUGAUACGCAACGUAACGAUUCAUUGAUACAAGGUCUUGGAUGGUUUGUUGGAAUAAAAAUAGAUCCCAAGAACGUUGCUAGCUCUAUUAAAAAGGGAGUAUUGAAUAAAGUUCCAUUUUUAGGAAACAAAGAAGAAAAGAAUGAACCACAAAAAAGCGAUACAGAAUUAGUAACUGAUGUACUUGUGAGAGUCUUUCUACCUAUUUUUAUUUUUGUUGUGACAGCAAUAUUUAUUGAGGUUAGCCAGAUAAUGAUAAUUUUUGGUGUUAUUGGUCUGAUGAUUGCUACAGGUAAAGCCAUAAGCAGUCUAUUUGCAAGCACUACGGAUAAUUUAAGCUAUACACCACAGGAAGUUCAAUCAAAAGAUUGGGAAGAGUCUAUUAUCAAUGAUAUUAACGAGAUUCUGCUAAAAGACUUGGAGCAACAACCACCAAAAGACCCGGAGCAACAAACAUCCGAUCAAAAAAAGAGUCCAUCACAUGUGGGUACAGAAGACGAGAGAAGAAAGAAUAAUUCCUCUGGAUGUCCAAGAACCUAUUCAUAA
Cinara cedri is the source of this 879-nucleotide messenger RNA. NCBI's taxonomy places the organism in Eukaryota, Metazoa, Arthropoda, Insecta, Hemiptera, Aphididae. The record is from the annotation of a GenBank genome assembly.